Colletotrichum destructivum is the source of this 1429-nucleotide messenger RNA. Its product is annotated as Putative ATP/ADP-dependent (S)-NAD(P)H-hydrate dehydratase, carbohydrate kinase, predicted. Lineage: Eukaryota; Fungi; Ascomycota; Sordariomycetes; Glomerellales; Glomerellaceae. The transcript is spliced from 4 exons. Bases 34 to 1101 code for a protein of 355 amino acids. Gene Ontology annotation, molecular function: ATP-dependent NAD(P)H-hydrate dehydratase activity. The record is from RefSeq and is a predicted model, not a curated record. Gene Ontology annotation, biological process: metabolite repair.
UUCAUCUCUGUAUCCUACAACACAAUUUUUACCAUGCCAUCCGAAUCCAGUUCUCCUGCAAUGUCACCAGCAACCAAGGAUAUUCUUAGCUGCGUGCAGCGAAUGAUUCCGCCCAUGUUGGAGAAGUUCCACAAAGGGCAGCUGGGCCGCGUCGGUGUCCUCGGCGGCAGCGUUGACUACACCGGGGCACCUUACUUCUCGGCCAUGGCCAGUGCCAGGCUUGGGUGCGACAUGUCCCAUGUCAUCUGCACACCCGGCGCCGCCUCGGUGAUCAAGACGUACUCCCCCAACCUCAUGGUCCACCCCCUCAUGCGCCAGAGCCCGUCCGACGACACACCCGGCGGCCCUGAGGACGCGCAUAUGGACGCUGAGCAGGUCUCACGCCCCAUCAUCGAGAUGCUCUCCCGUCUGCACGUUCUCGUCAUCGGCCCCGGCCUCGGUCGAGACCCGCUGAUGCAGGACACCGUGGCGCGGGUGAUCCGCGCCGCGCGCGAGAAGUCGCUGCCCCUAGUCCUUGACGCCGACGCGCUUCUGGUGGUUCAGAAGGAGCCGUCGCUGGUCCGCGGCUACAAGCUGGCGGUGCUGACGCCCAACGUCGUCGAGUUCUCGCGGCUGUGCAAGGCGCUCGACGUCGACGAGGGCAAGGCCAAGGACGGGGCGGACGGGUCCGGAGAGGAGCAGAAGGAGACGGCCAAGGUCGAGGCGCUCGCGAAGGCGCUGGAGGGUGUGACCGUGGUGCAGAAGGGCGGCAAGGACUUCAUCUCGAACGGAGAGAAGACAUUGGUUGUCGACCUGAAGGGCGGGCUGAAGAGAAGCGGCGGUCAGGGCGACACGCUCACAGGGUCGAUUGCUACAUUUCUGGGAUGGAGGAACGCGUAUCUCGAGGGCCUGUGGGAUACAAGCGAUGGCAAGCUUGCGGAAGAUGAGCUGGUCAGGCUUGCUGCCUUUGGCGGCUGUGCCAUUACGAGGGAGUGCUCCAGACGGGCUUUCCUGAAGAAGGGCCGCAGCCUGCAAGCAAGCGAUUUGACAGAUGAGGUGCAUGAGUCAUUUAUGACUCUGUUUGGAGAGGUUGAUGGAAAGGCGGGAGCUACCAAACUGUAAGAUCUAUAUUCCAGACUCAGUCCGAGGGCAAUUCAAAAGCCAACGGAUGCCUCGUCAGGGACAUCGACGACAUUGGAUUCCAUAACGUUGUGUCAGAAGACAAUCAAAAAUACACGUUCUCUACCAGCUGAAAAGUCCUAUUGUUCUUAACUCUCACCCCUCCCAUCCUCUCCCAGCUUUCAUCCUCUCCCAGCUUUCAUCCUCUCCCAACUUUCAUCCUCUCCCAACUUUCACCCUUUCCAACUUUCAUUCUCUCUCAAGUUUCAUCCUGCCUCAACUGUCAUCACUCUCCUCAUACCCCUCUCUACUUUUGUACCAUCUUGCUGAC